Teleopsis dalmanni is the source of this 1828-nucleotide messenger RNA. Its product is annotated as cytosol aminopeptidase-like. Lineage: Eukaryota; Metazoa; Arthropoda; Insecta; Diptera; Diopsidae. Gene Ontology annotation, biological process: proteolysis. Gene Ontology annotation, molecular function: metalloaminopeptidase activity; manganese ion binding. Bases 100 to 1683 code for a protein of 527 amino acids. Gene Ontology annotation, cellular component: cytoplasm. The record is from RefSeq and is a predicted model, not a curated record. The transcript has 8 exons.
UCGAAUUUAUGCUUUUAAAUAAUUUGUAGAUCGGACUUAUUAAAUCCAUAUUUUCAAUUUGGAAUCCAGUGAAAUAAUCGCAUUUGUAUAUUUUAUAGAAUGCAAUCAAUUAGGCAAUAUCAUUUUCAAAAAUAUUUCACACCUGUACUGUGCUCAUCUUCUAAUUUUAAUACACAGUUUACACGGAGAAAUAUUUCUCAUGAUGACAGGCGAAUAACGAAAGGACUUGUCAUUGGUGUGUACAUUAAAGAUGACGACAAAGUCCCUAAAUUAACAACGAGUGGCGAAAAAUUUGAUGAUCGCGUACAGGGCAAACUCACGGAAUUGAUACGAGAAUGGAGUAUAACAGGUGCAUUAGGCAAAGGAAAAGUUUUUAAUAAUUUAGACCCUGAAUAUCGAUCUGUAGCUGUAGUUGGCGCCGGUAACGAUGGUGUUGGAUACAAUGAAAUGGAAGUGAUUGAUGAAGGAAUGGAAAAUGCUCGUGUAGCUGCUGGUAUAGGUGCACGUAGUUUACAAUAUCAGGGUUGUUCUGAAAUAUUUAUGGACUCCCUAGAUUAUCCCGAACAAGCAGCAGAAGGUGCUGCCUUAGCUAUGUAUCGAUAUUCCGAUUUUAAACGUCCAAAACAUCGCAUACCUCUUCCAAAGCUAGAAUUAUAUGAUUCUCCAGAUGUUGAUGCUUGGACUCGUGGUUUAUUUAAGGCGGAAGCACAAAAUUUAGCGCGACGUUUAACCGAUACUCCAGCAAAUCAAAUGACACCCACUGCUUUAGCACAAGCUGCAGUAGAUGCAUUGUGUCCUUGCGGAGUCUCUGUUGAAAUUCGUACAAUGGAAUGGAUUGAACAAGUGAACUUAAAUUCGUUUUUAGCAAUUGCAAAAGGUUCGUGUGAACCACCAGUGUUACUUGAAGUUUCUUACUGUGGAACAUCACCGGAGGAUAAACCCAUACUGCUGCUAGGCAAGGGCAUAACAUUUAAUAGUGGUGGUCUCUCUUUGCGCAAAGCUUUGCGCAUGGAUCAAUAUCGUGGUUCUAUGGCUGGUGCUGCAACAGUCAUAGCUGCAAUACGCGCAGCAGCAGCUCUGUCAUUGCCAAUUAAUGUUACCGGUAUUUUACCAGUGUGUGAGAAUAUGCCCUCAGGCAUGGCAGUAAAACCCGGUGACGUUAUAACUUUGUUAAAUAAAAAAACAAUGGGUAUUCGUGAUAUUGAUAAGGCCGGUGUUGUUGUGAUGGCCGAUCCACUCAUAUAUGCUCAAGUUGCUUAUAAACCCCGCCUUGUAGUGGAUGUUGCAACUUUAAGUACUGGUGUAGUAAAAGGUUUGGGUGGUGGAGCAACUGCAGUAUUUUCUAACUCUAAUUAUAUAUGGAAACAAUUCGAGAAGGCCGGUUCGCUUUCAGGUGACAGGAUGUGGCGAUUUCCACUGUGGAAAUAUUAUAAAAAGCUUGUGACAAAGAGUAAUAGCGUUGAUAUUACUAAUAAUGGAAAAGGUCCAGCUUCUGGUUGCCUAGCAGCAGCUGUAUUACAUGAACUUGUGCCAUGCGUUGACUGGGCCCACCUGGACACACGAGGUGUUGGACUGCUUACGCAGCAUGGAACUUUGCCAUAUCUGCUCAAAAAUAGAAUGACCGGACGCCCCACUCGCACUAUAAUUCAAUUCCUGUUUCAAAUGGCUUGCCCGGAGAAAUAAAUGUCUCCUACAUAAGAACAAACUAAAUUCAAAAUUCUUUUUCGAUUCAUGCAAUUUCCAAAUGUUUCAUGACUUUGUUAUCUUUCUAUAUGAGUCUAUACCACCUUUUAAUUGCCAAAGAAUAUAUAUUUAAUAAAGUUUUUGA